GCCGCGAACCGCGACCGCUCCAUAUUUGAGAUGCUUUUGACCUUCAUCAUAACCUUCAUCAUACACAGGUACCAUUUAUGAGUUUCGACAAUACUCAAUAGACUCAGUUUUAUGCAGGAGAUACUGGCGGUUAAUAGAAUGUUUGCGAAACAUUGAAUAAAGAGUAUAAAGGUCACCUUUAAAAUUAUCAUCUACAUAGCAACCAAGCACUUUUGUUGUAGACCUCCCUUGUUCUUUCAGCUUGUCGGAAACCUCCAAAAUGUCCAGGUCUGUCGACGGGGAACCUCAAAAGAGAUAGCAUACCCAUUACCCAUUACCCAUUACCCAUUAAACCCUUGGGAGUGUUCUUUGGUAUGCGAGAAGACAUAUUGAUAAGGCUGAUGCCAUGGGCACGAUGAAGGACAAUAGUGGUGGUGAUUCGUUUGCCAUCUACCAAAGCCGAUUACCGACGGCAAGGUCUUCACAUAGCCGUGGUAGUUACGAGGUCGGCGAAUCUAGCGCUGCUGCAAGCCUUAACGAGCCUUCAACAGGUACAACCACCCUAUCCUAUUCUUCUCGCAUAGACCCCGACGAAUCGAACUCGAGCCCCCAUGCGCCGGACCAGGGAGGUAAGGACCUGAAUCAUGAGGUGCAUAGACGGCGCCGGUCACAUAAACCCCGAUCGAGUGGAGGCUUUCUCCUUGCCAAUCCCCUUAUCAACGAACCGCCUAAACCAAGGUCGACGAGUCGGGAUGAUGGUCAUAGGCGAUCACGUUUACCGGUAGACAGCCGCAAGGGAAAGGGGUCUCUUGCUGUGCCGGAUAAGUUGAAUGCAACGGGUGCCCCUCGGAUGGGGCUGGGUAUUGAUGGGCAGGAAAUGAGGAGGUCGAGCGAUGGCCAAACACAGCGAACAAUAAGUCCGAUCCCUGAUGAAGAGGAGAGACGGCAUAGCCAUGGUGGACGAGGAAUCUCAAGGAUCCCAACUCCAACUCCGCGACCAAGUACGGCCCCCCUUGAUGUUGAUUCCACUCAGAUUGUGAACAUGGCUCUCAACCUGAGUGAAUCGAGGCGUAUGGCAGAAAGGAGAAAUAUGUCGACUCCUAUCCCUCCCCGACUUGCUCAAGUUCCUGACAGUCUGGCUGGGGGUGGUCUUAAGCAGCACUUACAGCAACAGAGAAGGACUUCUCGUAAUAUUUCACCAAGACCCGAGAAAGCUCUGUCUCCGAGGAUCAUGUCGGCAUCGACAAUGGCUAGCCCAUUGCAGUCUUUCGAUCCUGAUGGUAGCUAUCAGUACCAUUUCUCGUCUUCAACUCUUAAUCGGGCUCAGAAGGCGAAGGAAUACCUUGAAUUGAUGGCUCAAUACAGAAGGCUACUACAAUUUCUCCCACCACUACUUAAACAGGACGUCCGCUCCCGACCUUCAUCUUCUAACCUUUCAACGCCCUCCGCAUCUCUUGGAUCACCCUUGAACCCUCUUACUGGCGCACCGCAAGUCUCACUGGGUCGGGCUUACAAUCCCCUUCAAUACAUUCGGAACCGGAAGGUCCGAGCCCGGGAACGCAAAGCCAUUGAUGGAGAGGCGCAAGGCUUCUCGGAUACUUCAAGGGUGACGGAUUGGAUUGACGAGGCGGCAACAUCUGCAGCGACGUCAGCCCUAUCACUUGGGUCUUCUUCAUUGCCUCAUUUUCCGGGAGCACACGAACGUCCUGAUCAAGACCUCCCCCCUUCUAAUAUUCCGAGACCGAUCUCGACAAUAGCGAAACCUAAGCGGCUAAGAAUCGAUUGGACCAUCGAUCCCGCAGAUAUGCUUGCGGAUGCCUAUUGGCUAGAACAGGGAGAUAACAAAUAUCUCAUUGAAGACCGUCACUAUUCCAAGAUCUUCUCGCAAAAGCCGGAAACCCAGGUCCCGAUAUCCUACCAGGCAAACGAACCUAUUACGUCUAUUCUUUCCAUACCUUCUAUUAAGGAAGGCGACGUGGGUGAUGCCACUGCUGCUUCAGAGACAGACCAUACGAGUCCAACUAAGGUGGAGUUCGAGAUGCCUUCUUUAAGCGCACGGGAGCGUGCCCGUCAAAAGCUUCAAGAUCUAAGGGGAAUGCACCACAAACCGAAUAAUGCCUCCCAUAGCCAUGACUUCUUACGAUUUAGGAAGGGUUCAUUGUCAGAUACGUCGGAUAGUGAGAGUGACCGCAAGAGACGAAACCGUACCGGUACUAUUAGUGCUAACGGCACGGAUCUACUGGAAAAACAGAUGAUGGAGAUGCUGGCGAAAGAAGUUGAUGAGGAGCAGAAAACCUCGGACGAGCCUGAUAUUGGGCGCCUCAAGCAACUGCCCGCAAAUAUGGUGAUGUCUGAGAAGACUUCCCAUACUCCGGAGCAGAUGCGUAGUAGUAAGGAUUCACGAGUUGAGGUCAUUGAUAAUUAUGAUAAAGUCGGCCGUGGAAGAGUAUUACAAGGGUCUCCUGCAGGGUCGGGGCGUGCCAGUCUUGAGGUCCCUGGUCAGAAUUAUAGGCUAUCGGUGGAGUUGGACUCUUCUCGACCAGCGUCGCCAGAGACAAGAUCACGAGGCCGUAAUAUUUAUAUGCCAACCAUUGGCAUGGAUAUUUCCCCGCCUGAUAGCCGACCGGGGUCUCCCAGCCGAAAGCCUUUCUCAAGGGUUAAGAGUAUCUUCCGCGAUCGUAGUAAGGAGCGAGAACGUGGUGCUGAUAAUUUGGUCCGCGAUAAAGGUGACAAGGUGGAUAGUCCUACCGAGCAGCCUGAGCUACUAAGUCCCUCUACUGGGACUACGGAGCGAUUUGGUUCGCCUGAUCGGCGUAGGUCUAAGAGCCUCACACGCAAGCUCAAUCCGCGAAAUACCAACGAGAGCCACAAAUCACACCGUAGCAUGGGAAGUAUUAAAAUAAAACCCGAUGAGCAGGUUGGUCUUCGAACUAUUUUUAAAGGAGGCGCCAAAUUAGAUGGCAUGAUACGUGGUGGCGUUUCUAAAGUCACUGACUUCUUAUGGAAGAAAGAUUCUGACACUGAGGAUUCUUCGUCAUCUUCGUCGAGCGAAGACUCGGAGGAUGAUUCUAAGAGAGGUAGACUUAGGAAUUCGUUUGCCUUGUCUCGUAGCAACUCGCGACGUCGGGAUGAGAGCAACCGUCGGAAGAACUACCUGGACGUUAUGCCUCCAUUCAAAUCGGCGUCAGUAUCCCUCGAUAAGCCGAUCUCUGGAGAGCUGGAACCCCUUGCUCUAACGCACACUACUUCACCACCUCCUAGAUCGCCUAGGUUUGACCGACUGAAACCGCCUCGUAUCGAUAUCCGCAAGGCUUCGCCUCCGUCGGAACUGGAACACACCAAGCCUCAUCUGCUCCGCGACUCAGAUGUCUCCGAUACGGAAUCACGCCCACGCGACUCGAUCGAUAAGCCGCGGGACAGCUUAAUAGACUUGGCUGAUAUGCCCUCUCUCCCAGCUUCGCAGAACCGAUACCGACCCCGCCUCGGUUCUCGGACGUUUUCGGAGAGUGCUCGCCACUGGUCAAUCUCGAACGGUAGCCAGACACCCCAAGGCACACAGAUUUCUAGGCGCGAGAUUGCACGUAUCCGCGCGCUAAUCCUGUGUUCCGGUAUUAAGGCGAUGGAAAUUUCGCGGCGUGCGCACGAGCAAUACAUGCUUUCUACGCUCGACGACAAUGCCGCCGGGUUGCCGUGGGCAGGUAUCCGCCAGUUCCUACCGGACAAAUCAGCCAGCGUCGUUGUGUCGGAGGCGCAACUAUACCCGGCUACAGCGCAGAUACUCUCGGAGAGCAUCGCCCGCUCGAUCCAGGCCUCGGAGACUAGCAGAGCGCGGUUUGCGGGCGAGACCGUACCGGCGCUGUACCGGCGCGUGGAUGUCUUACAUGACCGCGUAGGCGGCGACUUGAUGGAGAUGACGCGACGUGCCGCGGACGAAGCGGACGAGGUGAACCGCGACCUGGUGGAUGCACAACGACUCAAGGCGAAGCGUGUGACGGACACUAUGGAUAAGAUGCUGCGGCGUCGAAGACGUCGGUUCCGGUGGGCUCGCCGCGCGGGUUGGCUCGCCGUCGAAUGGGUGCUCGUCGGGUUCAUGUGGUACGUCUGGUUCGUAGUCAUGCUUGCUCGUAUAGUACUAGGCGUGGGGAAGGGCAUCGUAGGUGUCGUGAGGUGGCUGCUCUGGCUAUAGCCUCGAGGGAAGAAAUAUCCAGAUGACAAGAUACCGCGUUAUUCUUUGGUCUCAUGCGUUGAGCACCGAGUAUAGGAGGAUUUUGCUUGGACGAUAAUCUUUUGGUAAUGAUACCCCUGUGGUUGCGUUGCGUUGCGUUUUCUUUUUCUCCUUCUGUCUAGCUCCCCUUUUCUCUUAUGACUCUUUAUUACUACUUACUACUUACUACUUACUACACUACUAUCGACUUAGCCCACACGGGCGACUUUUUCUCUUUACCUACCUACCUACCUAUUCUAUGUAUCUCAUGUAAAAUAUACAUGCUCGACUGUUAUCAGUACUGCCUACCUACCUACCUACGUUUCUUUCCUUAGUGUCUGCGUUUCUUUUUAGCAUGGUUUGUUUGUUUUAGUCUUUGAAGUAGAGAGCAGAGCAGAGCCGAGCGUGCCUGCGAGAAAGAAGAGAAGACAAGAGAGGAGAGGAGAGGUAUGCUGUGUUGUGUCGUGCGUGGAGGAAGAAUCACAGUUGCGCGGCGUGGAUGGAGUCGGCAUGAACUCGGAGUACUUCUAAUAAUUGCCUAUGUAUGCAUUGCGCGGAUUGGAAAAAAUGGGAUCAGAACACUGGUUAUACGUACGUGUACGAUAUACGCGUUUCUAUUACCGGGUGUUUUUUUUUUUUUUUUUUCAGCUGUAGGAUUGUGUAAUAUGUAAUAAUGUUAAGUUUUCUGCUCA
Messenger RNA from Daldinia vernicosa, 4875 nucleotides. RefSeq lists its product as uncharacterized. The record is from RefSeq and is a predicted model, not a curated record. The coding region runs from base 386 to 4165 and encodes 1259 amino acids. NCBI's taxonomy places the organism in Eukaryota, Fungi, Ascomycota, Sordariomycetes, Xylariales, Hypoxylaceae. The transcript has a single exon.